Messenger RNA from Adineta steineri, 1449 nucleotides. The record is from the annotation of a GenBank genome assembly. Lineage: Eukaryota; Metazoa; Rotifera; Eurotatoria; Adinetida; Adinetidae.
AUGAAUAGUAAUGAUGAAAAUGUUGAAUCUGAUGAACAUGAAGAAGUAGAAGAGGAAGAAGAUGAUGAUGAAGAACAACACCAACAAAUUGAUGAUAAUGAAGCUGAAGCAGAAUCAGAAGUAGAACAAGAAGAAGAAGAAGUAGGAAAUGAUGGUAGUGGUCAAGAAGAAUCUAAUCAACAAGAAACUGUACAACAAGAUGAUGAAGAAGAGGAAGAACAAGAGCAAGAGCAAGAAGAAGAAGUAGAGGAAGAAGAACAAGAAGAACAUGAAGAAGAAACUGAUACAAGAGAUGCUGUUGAUCCUACUAAUCCAUUAGAUGAAGAUUCUGUUGAAGCCGCUCAGAAUCUUACACAAGAGGAUGUUUUCGGUGAAGAUUUAAGUGAUUUAAGUGAAGAUGAAGAUGGUGUACGAAGAAGAAAACAAAAUGAGUCUGAUUUAAAUGGAAGUCAAAAUGGAAAUGAAGAAGAAUUACUUGAAGAAGAAGAGGAAGAAGAACAAAUUCCAGUCGAUACACCUCAUGUUACAUGUGAUCUUGGUCGUGAUAUUCAUCUUAUUAAAUUACCAAGUUUUAUGAAAAUUGAACCUAAACCUUAUGAUCCUCAAUAUCUCACUGAAGAUGUUCGCGAUGAUGAUGAUGAAGAAAGUAAAGCUCGAUUAAAAUUACGAAUUGAAAAUACUAUUCGUUGGCGUGAUGGUUUAAAUGAAGCUGGUGAAACUGUACGAGAAAGUAACACAAGAUUAGUACGUUGGUCGGAUGGAAGUUUAUCUUUACAUGUUGGUAAAGAAAUCUUUGAUGUAUCAAGAGCAAAUAUACAAAGUGAUCAUAAUCAUCUAUUUGUUCGACAUCAAAAAAGUAUGCAAGCACAAGCUGUUUUUCGUACAAAACUAUCAUUUCGGCAACAUUCUAAUGAUUCAUUAGCACAUUUAAAACUUAAAUUUGCUAGUAAAGCCAAUCCAGCACCAAAAGUUCGUGUUCUUUCAAAUAUUAAAGCACCUAUUUUAAAUAGUGCCGAUAUGAUGAAGAAAGAAGAACAACGAAUGAGAGCGGAAGAACGACGACGUAAUCAACAAAUACGACAACGUGAACGAGCUGCUUAUAGAGAUCGUAAUAUGUCAGCAAGUUAUCUUGAAGAUCGUGAUGAAGAUGAUGAAGAUAUUGAACAAGAAUCCAUAAGUACAAUUAAGAAAAAUGUUAAAAAGAAAAAACUUACAGGUGGAUAUCGAGCUGAAGUUACAAGUGAAGAAGAAGAAGAAGAUGAUGAUCCAAAUGAUAAAUUUAUUGGUCAACGAUCAUCAACUACAACAAAACAUCGAAAAAUAACUUCUUCCGAUGAAGAUGAAUCGGAUAAUGAACAACAAGCUAAACGAAAACGUGUACAAUCUGCUAAUGAAGAAGAAGAAGAGGAGGAAGAAGAAGAAGAAGAGGAAGAACAAGAGUCAGAUUGA